Molecule: messenger RNA, 1911 nt
Organism: Prunus armeniaca (apricot)
Lineage: Eukaryota; Viridiplantae; Streptophyta; Magnoliopsida; Rosales; Rosaceae
Source: the annotation of a GenBank genome assembly
AUGAUGCACGUGAUGGUUCACUUGCCAGAAGAGGCAUUACUUGCUGGUCCUGUCAACUAUCGCUGGAUGUAUCCAAUAGAAAGGCUUCUCGGAGAGCUGAAAAAAAGUGUACGCAACAGGGCGAAGCCCGAAGGAUCAAUCGUAGAGGCUUGGGUUCAAUAUGAGUCGCUUACUUUCUGCGGAAUGUAUUUAAAAGAUGUGGAGACGGUUUUCAAUCGUCCUCAGCGCAAUCAUGAUGGAGAUCCUGGACGCGGAGAGUCGUUUUCUAGAAAUGACAUGGAGGUAGCGCAUUGGUUCGUACUGAACACUUGUGAUGAGAUCAUGGGAUACUUAUAUGAGCAUGAAGAGAUGAUGAAGCGAGAACAUCCAUCACAUUUGGUUGCCCAGAAACACCGUGAAUUGUUUCCACAAUGGUUUUUGGAUUCUGUGAAUAAGUUGAAAUCAUCGAAUUCCCCAACUUACAGUGAUGUGAGUUAUAUAACUUGGCGUUUGGCCCGAUUCGCGCUGAAUUGUUCUCGGGUUGUAAUGUCAACGGUGUCAAAUUUUUGGCCGAAAGCACGAGAUGACAAGUUGUGUACGCAAAACAGCGGUGUCCAUGUCCCAGGUGGAGGCGAAAGGCGGGUGACGGCUUACACCGAGUUCGGAGCCCCGGCUCAGCCGGUAUCAGCUGCCCACUGCUCCAGCACUGAUGGAGCAGGACCACGUGCUAGCUGGUCCUGGGGGAUCCCAGGCGCUGCAUCAUCAUCUUCUUCGGUGGUGCAGCCUCUUAGCGCUAGGCGGCGACACCGGCCCGCUACCACCACCGACACCACAUCGACUGACUGUACUGGUGCCUCGGGGGCACCUCCAGAGAACACCCGAGGGCCGUGUCGGCAGCUGAAGACGGCGAAGGUCACCCGGGUGACCAACAGUCGUAUCAGCAUCGGAUAUGACGAGCGCCAUCGGGCUGCACCGACGGCGGACUUGCAUAGCUCCUUGGCCCACGACAUUGGCCACGUCGUUCGGACCCAUUGCCCGAUGCAAUGGAAGUCUUGGAAGGUCAUGCCUGACGAGAUCAAGAUGCAAGUUCGCGGCCAGUUGUCGACGAACUACGACUUAGAGGACAUCAACGAGGAGACCUUGGCGUACGUCAACAGACUCUUCGGUGAGAGGUACAAGCAGUGGAAGAGCGACUUGCACCACCAUUUCAGGCGUUUGAUGAUCCGCAAGUCGCUCUUCAGGAGGGUUGCCCGAAGGAGCUUGAGGGGCGGGAGGAUAGUUGGGCGUGGCUCUGCGCUCAUUUUCAGGCGCCCGAUUAUGUGGGCAAUAGGAAGAAGAAGACUCUUCUUCACCAUUCCGGCUCCAGGCCCUUCUCAUAUAGGAUGGAUGCACGGCGUCGGGGGGGGUCGAAAUUCCCAGAGAUCGACGUCUUUGGUGACGUUUAUGUUCGACCUGGGAAUGAGUUGGCCGAGUCCCUUCAUACGACGAUGGUGGAGAGGAGCCAGUUGGUUCUUCAAGAGUCCGCCUCCCCAACUUCCUCCCGAGACUCCGAUCGAGUCUGUGGAUCCUCCGCAUGAUGCUGGAUUUCAGAUUUUGACGCAGACGUUGGAUCAGACUCUCGGGAGGAGGCCGGGAACGUAUUGUAGGGGGAUGGGGAAUGCCCGACAGAGGGAACCUCGACCGCGGUCAUCGUCGCAGGCAAACAGUCAGGUGACUGUUUUGACAUCGCGGGUUGCCGAGCUUGAGGGUCAGAUGUCGGUGAUUCUGCAGUCCCUCGCGCGGUCCGGCAUUCCAAUCCCGAAUUUUGGUGCGUCGACCUCCGAGCCCGUCCACCCCGAGCAUCCCCAGCACACCACGGCCCCUGCAGACGCCCAUACCUCCGAGCCGCAUGUGGCAGAUGACCAAGUAGAUUUUGGAACAUUAUUUGAUUAG